AUGAGUAGUAAGCCCCGGGGAUCUUUUGAGGAUCAAUUCAGGAUAAAAUUUGUGAUGUUUAUACACAUCAAGAUGUACACAGGUGUCUUGUUGUACCGUCUUCUAUUCACAAGGUCUCUUUAUGGAUCUUCCCUUCUUGGUCUUCUGGUUGUGGCCAGCUCAUUAUCCUUUCUGAAAGCAUGCUUAACUGAUCCAGGAAAGGUUAAUAGAAAGGUUUAUCACAAAUACAUCCCAGAUAUGAUUGUAUUUGAAGAAGGUGUCUCAACACAGAUACGCACCAACAGGAAUGGGGAUUGGAUAAGAGCAAUAAGGAUCAAUGGAACAGAGUAUCAGGAGAAGUAUUGUUUAGAAUGUAAUUUAUUUCGCAUCAAUGGGAUGUCUCAUUGCAGGGAAUGCAACAGAUGUGUUCUGGACAUGGACCAUCAUUGUAUUUGGUUUGGAAACUGUAUUGGUAGAAAUAACAUAAGAUAUUUCCAUAUCUAUUUGUAUACCCUGAGCAUAGUUACUUUUAUAAAUGCAGCAUUUAUGUAUGGCCUGGUGAUCAUCUGUAGUAGAAAUACGCUUCUUAUGUUAGCUCUCAGGAUUCUUGCAGCAGCCUUUGGAGCGCUGUAUACUCUAUUUUUUUGCAUCAUCUUUCUAUUCACAAUGUUCAACAUAUAUGUAGCCUUAAACUCUUCGACGUCAAGAGAUUUCAUCAAAAAUGGUACGGGAAACAAAAAGCUAGACAUUGGGAAGGCCUGUAAGAAUCUUUCAAGGCUUAAGCCAAGCCUAUCCUUUGACCUUCCAUCUGUAUGA
Encephalitozoon romaleae SJ-2008 is the source of this 795-nucleotide messenger RNA. Its product is annotated as DHHC-type zinc finger domain-containing protein. Gene Ontology annotation, biological process: protein targeting to membrane; peptidyl-L-cysteine S-palmitoylation. The transcript has a single exon. NCBI's taxonomy places the organism in Eukaryota, Fungi, Microsporidia, Unikaryonidae. The coding region runs from base 1 to 795 and encodes 264 amino acids. The record is from RefSeq and is a predicted model, not a curated record. Gene Ontology annotation, cellular component: Golgi apparatus; endoplasmic reticulum. Gene Ontology annotation, molecular function: protein-cysteine S-palmitoyltransferase activity.